AUGGGAAAUGGCUCCGUGAAACCCAAACAGUCCAAGAUUCCAGAUGGCCAUGCUGGGAAAUUGUCAGGCACAAUUGAUGCUCUUCGGAGCAAAGUGACAGAAUUGGAAAGGGAGCUGAAGAAGAAGGAUGAUGAGCUACAGCAGAGGGAGUACCAUCUGAGGGAGCUGCAGGAAAAGCUCUCCAAGCAGACAAUCGCUCUUGCUGAGAUCACUGAGGAACUCCAAAACAAGUGUAUCCAGCUGAACAAGCUUCAAGAUGUGGUUAACAUUCAGGGAGGAAACUCACUUCUAUUUUCUCCAUACAAAGUGCCUCUUCAGGUCAAUCGAAGGACCUCAGGCUUAGUCUCUCUCCACAGCAGGAGAGGUGCCAAGGAAGGAGUAUCUGCUGAACCAACCACCAGGACCUUUGCAGAAUUUUCAUUUGAGAAAGCAAGAGUCAGGAAAGACUCGAGUGAUAAGAAGCUCAUCACAGAUGCCCUGAAUAAAAAUCAGUUUUUGAAGAGACUAGACCCUCAGCAGAUCAAAGACAUGGUGGAAUGUAUGUACGGAAGAAAUUACCCACAAGGCAGUUAUAUUAUUAAACAAGGAGAACCAGGAAAUCAUAUUUUUGUAUUGGCAGAGGGAAGACUAGAAGUAUUCCAAGGGAACAAGCUUCUGUCCUCAAUUCCUAUGUGGACAACAUUUGGCGAACUAGCCAUUUUAUACAACUGUACAAGGACAGCUUCAGUAAAAGCUAUCUCCAAUGUGAAGACAUGGGCACUAGAUAGAGAAGUAUUCCAGAAUAUUAUGAGAAGAACAGCUCAAGCUCGGGAUGAACAAUACAGACAGUUCCUUAGGAGUGUAUGUUUGCUGAAGAACUUACCUGAAGACAAACUAACCAAAAUCAUUGACUGCUUGGAAGUGGAAUACUAUGACAAAGGAGAUUACAUCAUCAGAGAAGGGGAGGAAGGAAGCACCUUUUUCAUUUUAGCAAAAGGAGUGGUAAAAGUCACUCAGAGUACAGAAGGUUAUGAUCAACCUCAGUUGAUUAAAACACUGCAAAAAGGUGAUUACUUUGGAGAAAAGGCUCUCAUCAGUGACGAUGUCAGGUCAGCUAAUAUCAUUGCAGAAGAAAAUGAUGUGGCAUGCUUGGUUAUUGAUCGCGAAACAUUCAGCCAAACAGUUGGGACCUUUGAGGAACUCCAGAAGUAUCUUGAGGGAUAUGUGGCGAACUUGAAACGUGAUGAUGAAAAAAGGCAUGCCAACUAUAAAAAGAACAGAUUUGGCCACCGGAAAGUGAUUGUCUCCCCCCUGGGUAGUGAUUCAGCAUCAAUUGUGCUGGCUGGUAACAUUCAACACUUCUGCACUUCUAAUUUGUCCAUCACAUAUAGCCCAAGUGUUAAAGUGAAAAAUGAGAAUGUGGCCUUUGCUAUGAAGUGUAUAAGGAAGAAGCACAUUGUUGAUACUAAGCAACAGGAACAUAUCUAUUCAGAAAAGAAGAUUCUGGAAGAAAUGUGCUCUCCAUUUAUUGUUAAGUUUUAUCGUACUUUCAAGGACAGAAAAUAUGUGUAUAUGCUCUUGGAGGCCUGCUUAGGUGGAGAACUGUGGAGUAUCCUAAGGGACAGGGGCAGCUUUGAUGAGCCCACUUCUAAGUUCUGUGUUGCCUGUGUGACAGAAGCAUUUGAUUACUUGCAUCGCUUGGGCAUUAUCUACAGGGAUUUAAAGCCAGAGAAUUUAAUUCUAGACGCCGAAGGAUAUCUUAAACUGGUUGAUUUUGGAUUUGCUAAGAAGAUUGGAUCUGGACAGAAAACAUGGACAUUCUGCGGGACCCCAGAGUAUGUAGCUCCCGAAGUCAUUCUCAACAAAGGGCAUGACUUCAGUGUGGAUUUUUGGUCACUAGGAAUUCUAGUCUAUGAACUGCUGACUGGCAACCCUCCAUUUUCUGGGAUUGACCAAAUGAUGACUUAUAAUUUGAUUCUCAAAGGAAUUGAGAAAAUCGAUUUUCCUAAGAAGAUAACAAGGCGCCCUGAAGAUCUGAUUCGGCGGCUUUGCAGGCAAAAUCCUACAGAAAGGCUGGGAAACCUGAAAAAUGGAAUCAAUGACAUUAAGAGGCACAGGUGGCUGAAUGGCUUUAACUGGGAGGGACUGAAGGCAAGAAGCCUGCCGUCACCCUUAAAAAGGGAGCUCAGUGGGCCCAUAGAUCACAGCUACUUUGACAACUAUCCACCUGAGAAAGGAAUCCCCCCAGAUGAAGUGUCGGGUUGGGAUAAAGACUUCUGA
Molecule: messenger RNA, 2259 nt
Organism: Gracilinanus agilis (Agile Gracile Mouse Opossum)
Lineage: Eukaryota; Metazoa; Chordata; Mammalia; Didelphimorphia; Didelphidae
Gene: PRKG2
Product: protein kinase cGMP-dependent 2
Exons: 18
Coding region: 1-2259 (752 amino acids)
Biological process (GO): protein phosphorylation
Molecular function (GO): ATP binding; cGMP-dependent protein kinase activity
Source: RefSeq, a predicted model, not a curated record